Messenger RNA from Vitis riparia (riverbank grape), 390 nucleotides. RefSeq names its product zinc finger A20 and AN1 domain-containing stress-associated protein 1-like. NCBI's taxonomy places the organism in Eukaryota, Viridiplantae, Streptophyta, Magnoliopsida, Vitales, Vitaceae. Gene Ontology annotation, molecular function: DNA binding; zinc ion binding. Bases 1 to 390 code for a protein of 129 amino acids. The record is from RefSeq and is a predicted model, not a curated record. Gene Ontology annotation, biological process: proteasome-mediated ubiquitin-dependent protein catabolic process. The transcript is spliced from 2 exons.
AUGGAAGAUCCUCCACUAUGUGUUGAUGGUUGUGGCUUCUUUGGGACACCUGCUACUCGAAAUCUAUGUCCCAAGUGUUAUAGAGAUUUUCUUAAGGAAGAAGGAGAGUCCGCGAAAGCAAAAGUCAUGUCCAUGGAGAAAGCUAUGGGGUCAAGGGUAGAGUCAACCUCAUCCUUAGAUGAUGUUGCCACCUCCAUGGCUCAACUAUCUUUAUCUUCUGAGAAUACUAACAAGGUGGGAAUAAUAGGAUUCGAGUGCCGAUAUAGGAGUAUGUUUUGUGGGAAGCAUCGUUUGCCUGAAAAACACAAAUGCAACUUCGACUACAAAGCCAUGGGACGUGAGAUUUUGAUGAAACAAAACCAACCAUUGAAGCCUGAUAAGUUAGCCUGA